Molecule: messenger RNA, 618 nt
Organism: Bufo gargarizans (Asiatic toad)
Lineage: Eukaryota; Metazoa; Chordata; Amphibia; Anura; Bufonidae
Gene: ATXN10
Product: ataxin 10
Exons: 6
Coding region: 1-618 (205 amino acids)
Biological process (GO): neuron projection development
Cellular component (GO): cytosol
Source: RefSeq, a predicted model, not a curated record
AUGAGUGGUUCUGUGAAUGGUGUACGAUGUAGCAAUGUGAGGGAGGCAGCAGAUGAGGAGAUAUUCACCUUGAUAUUACAGAUGUUGUCUAGAGCGCUGCAGGAGAUUCCAACGCAGAUUGUUCCAUCUGUGGACCAUUGGUUUGACUUGACCGCUGAAUGCUUCCGGUGCUUGAGAAAUGCCUGCGUACAAUGCCCUCCGAAUCAGAAUACCAUCAGAAACAUGGGGCUGAUUGAGAAAGCCACGACUCUCAUCACAUUCUUCAGUACAUCAGACUACUCGCAAGAAUCCUGUUUAGUCGCCUUCCGCUGCGGCCUACAGUUCCUUGGCAAUGUUGCAGGAGGGAACAAGGAUUCCCAAAAUAGCAUCUGGAAGCAUGCUUUUCCACAUCUCUUCCUAAAUUGCCUGACCCAUGAAGACGACAAAGUCUCUGCUUAUGCUUCCAUGGUUUUGUACACUUGUAUGGAUGAAGACAAAAUGGCUGACUUGUUAGAACCUGGCAACCUUAACAUUUCCCUGGGGGUAAUAACUGCCUACAGCAAGCGGUCAGAUGCGGAGUGGCUGAUACGGCUCACACGUUUCGACCCAAAGUUUGGCCUUAUUCAUAGCAAGCCAUGA